Messenger RNA from Leptinotarsa decemlineata (Colorado potato beetle), 1774 nucleotides. Its product is annotated as xylulose kinase. Gene Ontology annotation, biological process: D-xylose metabolic process; xylulose metabolic process; phosphorylation. Lineage: Eukaryota; Metazoa; Arthropoda; Insecta; Coleoptera; Chrysomelidae. Gene Ontology annotation, molecular function: D-xylulokinase activity. Gene Ontology annotation, cellular component: cytosol. The record is from RefSeq and is a predicted model, not a curated record.
CACAGUUACGGCUACGUAGAAUAACGUAAGCCGUGCGGAACUUUUACUUUCCACCUUCUCGGCCAAUUCACUCCACGCAACGAACGUUAUUUCCUACAAACGUUUUGCGCAUGAAAUCCUAGCAAAACUUUAAUUCAAACUAUAAUAAAAGAACUACGUGAUAUUAAAAUGACAGAAAAGUACAUUGCGUCAGAGUCUUGAGCCUGUGCAAACUGUGUAACACGUCAAUACUUCGUUUGGUCUUUAAUGUCUGUAUAUGAUGGACGAUCGCACCUUCCUUGGUCUGGAUCUCAGUACUCAGCAGCAACAUGGAUCUGUUUAUUGGCAGAAUGGGGCCAAUGAAACUUUGAGAAAUUUGAAGCCUAGUGAGUUUCUUCAUUCCCAAUUAGCCCAUUGUUUCUCAUUAGCCAAUAGUCCUAUUUGGAUGGAUGCCAGUACUACGAAGCAAUGUAAACAGCUAGAAGAUGCAGUAGGUGGUCCAACGAAACUUGCUGAAAUCACAGGUUCCAGGGCAUAUGAAAGAUUUACAGGUUCUCAGAUAGCAAAAAUUUAUCAAACGAAACCGGAUUCUUAUAAAGUAACAGAGAGAAUUUCCCUAAUCAGUAGCUUCCUGUGUUCACUUUUCUUGGGCAAAGUAGCACCAAUUGAUUUUUCAGAUGGUUCUGGAAUGAAUUUAAUGGAUAUUCAUACAAAAAAAUGGGACGAAACUUUACUCAACGCUUGUGCACCAAAUCUUGCAGAAAAACUAGGAGAACCUGUACCGUCAUAUUCUAAUGUAGGGUCCAUAUCAAAUUAUUAUGUCGAACGGUAUAACUUCAACCCAAAUUGUAGAGUCAUUGCACAUACUGGUGACAAUCCGGCGUCAUUGAUUGGAAUGAAGCUGAAUGAGGGGUGGGUGGCUGUCAGUUUAGGAACUAGCGACACAUUGUUUUUGUGGUUAACAGAACCAAAAGUAGUGGUGGACGGGCAUGUUCUCUGCAAUCCAGUGGAUGAAAAUUCUUACAUGGCUCUUCUUUGUUUCAAAAAUGGUUCACUGACGAGAGAAAGAAUACGAAACACUUGUGCUGAUGGAUCAUGGGAUAUCUUCAACCAAUUGUUAGAGAGCACGCCAAGAGGAAAUUUCGGAAAUUUAGGAUUGUAUUACGACAUUCAAGAAAUUAUACCAUUCCUUCAGGGAGAUUAUAGAUACAAUAAAGCGGGAAAUGUAUGUAAAUUCACAAGUUUAGAGGUUGAGGUGAGGGCAUGCAUCGAGGGUCAAUGCUUGCGUAAUAGGGCGUAUGCUGAGGAUUUCGGAUUCCAAGUUGAUAAGAAUACUAAGAUAUUAGCAACAGGCGGAGCUUCGCAAAAUAAGGCCAUUCUACAAGUAAUGGCUGAUGUUUUCAAUGCCCCUGUCUAUGUGCAGGAAGCGGCCAAUUCAGCCGUGUUCGGGUCAGCGUAUCAAGCAAAACACGGCCUCCUCUAUGAAAAUUCCAAAACCUAUUCGGAAAUUACAAAAACAGUUCCAGAACCGAUAUUGGCUUGUGUGCCCUACAAAGAUGCUGCUGAAAUCUACGAUCCAAUGGUGGAGAGAUACAAAAAUGUUAUUAGGGAGCUAACGAAAAAAUGAGAUUCAUUUGAAAGAACUUAACAGACUUGCAAUACUUAUAUGCUGUGAUAGUAUGAACCAAUCCAUUUGUUUUCUCACUAUAAGAUUCUAAUAAUGCAAACGAUAUAUUGAAAUAGCCUUCCAUUGUAACAAAGUUCAUUGAUAACAAUAAAAAAACUAUACCCGUUA